AUGGACACUCCUAUGGAUCCAAAUGUCAAGCUUAUUCUUGGACAAGGGGAGCCAUUGGAAGAUCUUGGUAGAUAUUGGAGGCUAGUUGGUAAACUAAAAUAUCUUAAAAUUACACAUCUAGAUAUUUCGUUUGUUGUUAGUGUAGUAAUUAAGUUUCUCCAAGCACCAUGUAGUGAUCACUGGGAUGUAGUAAUUCGCAUUCUCAGGUAUAUCAAAGGACCUCUUGGGCAAAGUCUGUUAUAUGAAAACAAGAGUCAUUCUCAAGUUAUUAGGUACUCUGAUGCAGAUUGGGCAGGUUCUCUUGCACAUAAGCGAUCUACUUUAGGAUAUUUUGUUAUGAUUGGAGGGAAUCUAAUAUCCUGUAAGAGUAAAAAGCAAGAUGUAGUUGCUAGAUUAAGUGCAGAAGUAAAAUACAGAGCUAUGGCUCCAGUAACACGUGAGCUUAUCUAG
This is a messenger RNA of Hevea brasiliensis (rubber tree), 450 nucleotides long. Its product is annotated as secreted RxLR effector protein 161-like. The record is from RefSeq and is a predicted model, not a curated record. Lineage: Eukaryota; Viridiplantae; Streptophyta; Magnoliopsida; Malpighiales; Euphorbiaceae. The coding region runs from base 1 to 450 and encodes 149 amino acids. The transcript has a single exon.